Messenger RNA from Alosa sapidissima (American shad), 1502 nucleotides. RefSeq names its product mortality factor 4 like 1 (gene morf4l1). Gene Ontology annotation, cellular component: NuA4 histone acetyltransferase complex; nucleus. The transcript has 12 exons. Gene Ontology annotation, biological process: chromatin organization; regulation of DNA-templated transcription. The record is from RefSeq and is a predicted model, not a curated record. The coding region runs from base 116 to 1087 and encodes 323 amino acids. Lineage: Eukaryota; Metazoa; Chordata; Actinopteri; Clupeiformes; Clupeidae.
AUGAAAAUGCGUCACCAGAGAGACGGAGAGCGGCGCUUUCACUGUGUCUGAAAGAAAUCCGAGCUGGCGAUGCCUGGAUUUGAUUUUCCAGAUAUUUUGAUUGCUUAAUCUGUGAAUGGCGCCUAAACAGGACCCUAAACCUAAAUUUCAAGAAGGUGAACGAGUACUGUGUUUUCAUGGGCCAUUGCUAUACGAAGCUAAGUGUGUUAAAAUCAAUAUCAAGGACAAACAAGUGAAAUACUUCAUUCAUUACAGUGGCUGGAAUAAAAACUGGGACGAAUGGGUUCCUGAAAGCCGUGUGCUUAAAUAUGUGGACAGCAACCUGCAGAAACAGAAAGAGCUCCAGAAGGCAAAUCAAGACCAUUAUGUUGAGGGAAGGAUGAGGGGGGUGGCACCGAGCAAGAAGAUCGCUGCUGUGCAGCAGAAAAACGUUGAUGUGAAAACAAAAAAGAACAAACAAAAGACACCAGGGGCUGGUGAAGGGACCAGCAGUGGGGAAAUGCCCCACCCACCACGCAAGAAGAGGGCCCGCGUGGACCCAACAGUGGAGAGUGAGGAGACCUUCAUAAACCGUGUGGAAGUGAAGGUGAAGAUCCCUGAGGAGCUGAAGCCAUGGCUGGUUGAUGACUGGGAUCUCAUCACGCGCCAGAAGCAGCUGUUCCACCUUCCUGCGAAGAAGAAUGUCGAUGCUGUCUUGGAAGACUAUGCAAAUUACAAGAAAUCAAGAGGAAACUCUGAUAACAGAGAAUAUGCUGUGAAUGAGGUUGUCGCCGGCAUCCGCGAGUAUUUCAACGUCAUGCUGGGCACCCAGCUCCUUUAUAAGUUUGAGCGGCCACAGUACGCUGACAUUCUGACCAACCACCCGGACACACCCAUGUCCCAGAUCUAUGGAGCCCCUCACCUGCUCCGACUCUUUGUGAGGAUUGGUGCCAUGUUGGCCUACACACCUCUAGAUGAGAAGAGUUUGGCGCUGCUGCUAAGCUACCUGCAGGACUUCCUCAAGUAUCUGGUGAAGAACUCCGCGUCACUCUUCAGCGCCAGCGACUACGAGGUCGCGCCGCCAGAGUAUCACCGGAAGGCCGUGUGAGGACCUCUGAGGAGACCAUGCAGGCAGAAGCCUGGCAUCUCAUAUCAUCUCUGUUUUUGCCCUUUUUAAAAGGAAAGACAAGGACCCAACAUGUCUUUUUUUUUUUUUUUCAAAAGAAGAUGCCAGAAUCCUUUUGAUGAAGAUAAUGCAACUACAGUUCCACCACUGGUAGCUGUAGGUAGUUUGAGAUUUUCAGAAUCAGGAAUCAGACUUGGCGGAGAUCACCUUUUUCUUUUGUGGGUUUGAGCUGUCAUCACCCCCCGCCCCCCCUUCUCAAAACAAUGUUGGAAUUGCAGAACAAAAACAUUUGAUGAGGCCACAUUAAAACAAUUGUGUUUUACUCCAACAUGCCACAAAACAAUGUCUGUCUUUGAUUUAGUGUUCUUUUAUAAUAAUAAAAUCUUGUUUUCUUUUC